Messenger RNA from Paramecium pentaurelia, 5023 nucleotides. Lineage: Eukaryota; Ciliophora; Oligohymenophorea; Peniculida; Parameciidae. The record is from the annotation of a GenBank genome assembly.
AUGUUUUUGAUUAUGUCAGCAAUUUAAGUUUUCCUUGCUCAAGCGAAUUGGGUAGUGGUUGAUUAAAGUUUUUUGAGUGGAUUCACUUCUAGUAACAACUGGUUGAUUUAUAGAAAAUGCAACACUUUUGAAUCUGGUGCUAGCUUUUAACAUUAUACUUGCUCAUAAAAUUAAAUAAAAUAUACACGUCUUAAGAAAGACAAUUAAAGACUAGAUAAGAGUUUUAGUAUAAAAAGUUACUAAUCAGAAGUAAUAGUUGAUAUAUUUUUUGAUAAUGAUAAUUCAAGCCCUAGUGAUAGAAAAGUUUACUUCACAUUGAACUUAACAUCACCAAAUUAAAUUUUGAAGUAGAGAGAUUAUUUCAAUUCUGGUUUAACCCAAAAUGCUAGAAGAAUAUGCAAUAAUACAGGAUCUACAUAUUUUGAUUUCAUUACAUAUGUAGGUACAUCUAAUGCAUAAUCUAAAGAAAUAUUUAGUAUAUCAAUAGGUAUUGAAGCAGAAGAUGACUUUUAAUGGAUUGGAGUUCGAAAUUUGUUAGUCUAUGUCAAAUAUUGUUUACCAACUUGCAAAACUUGUUCAAGUUCUACUAGUUGUCUAACAUGUUAUUAUGGUACUCUAUAAUCAGGCAACACUUGUAAUUGUGACCCUUCUCAUUAAUUUGCUUAAACUGGAAUUGGAUGCCGAUAAGAAUGUGAAAGAGAUUACUUUCUGGCAAGAUCAGAUAAUAUUUGUGUUCCAGAUAGAAGAAUUAAAUCACUUGUUUCUUAUUUUGAAUCUACAACUUUCAGUACUUAUUCUCCUUUUUAAUUUGUUCAAGAUUCUGCAAAUUCAAGAAGUUCUCCAUCGUUAAUUUUCACUUGUUCAUCUACUAGUUAUUUAGGUAGUUUACUUUAUAAUGAAGGAAUGAGUUUGUAAUUUGCAAAUUCGCAAUCCAUAAAAUUUAUAAGACUCAGGAUUACAUUUUACUUAACAGGUUUUUAAACUGAUAAUAAAAUUUAAAUAAUAUUAGAUGACUAAAUAUAAGGAUAAAUAAUCAAAGACUCAUCUAGUUACACUUUUGAUAAAAUAACAAAAAUUUAUAGUUCAAGUGUCACAUGCACAAAUACUUAUGAUUUAAUAAGGAUAGAGGCAAUUCUUCGAACUUACUCUAAUACUCCUAAGCUUAUUUUAAAAGGAGCAUAGUUAACUUUGGCAACUUCGACAUGGGGUUUCAGAAAUAUAACAAUUGAUAGUGGUNAUUGUGUCAGCAAUUUAAAUAUUGUUAGCCCAUGCGAAUUGGGUAAUGAUUGACUAAAGUUUUGUUGAUGGAUUCACUUCUAACAAUAGUUGGGAUCUAUCAAAAUAUUGUGACUAUUUUGAUAAUGAUGAAAGUUUUAGAAAUAAUUCUUGCUAAUCAAAUUCUAUAAAAUAUGUACGUCUAAAAGAUGACAGAUAAAGGAUGGAUAAGAUCUACUAGUAAAAAAGUUACUAAUCAGAAGUAAUAGUUGAUAUCUUUUUUGAUAAUGCUGGUGAUACAUCUGGAAAUCAAGCUUAUUUCACAUUGAACUUAACCUAGAGUUCGUCAUCAAGAGAUAUUAUGUAAUAAAGAAAUUAUAUAUAUUCUGAUUUAACUCAAAAUGCAAGAUAAAUAUGCAAUAGUUCAACACCAUAAUAUUUUGAUUUCAUAACAUAUGUAGGUACAUCUCCUGUAUUAUAUAAAGAAAAAUUUAAUAUAUCUAUAGGAAUUGAAACUGAUGAAGAUAAUUAAAUUCUGGGUGUUAGGAAUGUAUUUGUUUAUGUCAAAUAUUGUUCACCAACUUGUAAAACGUGUUCAAGUUCGACUAGUUGUCUAACAUGUGUUUAUGGUUCUCUAUAAACAGAUGGUAGUUGUACUUGUGACCCUUCUCAUUAAUUUGCUUAAACUGGAAUUGGAUGUAGAUAAGAAUGUGAAAGAGAUUACUUUAUAGCAAGAUCAGAUAAUAUUUGUGUUCCAGAUAGAAGAAUUAAAUCACUUGUUUCGUAUUUUGAAUCUACAACUUUCACUGCUUAUUCUCCUUUUUAGUUUGUUCAAGAUUCUGCAAAUUCAAGAAGUUCUCCGUCAUAAAUUUUCGAUUGUUCAUCUACUAAAUAUGUAGGUAGUUUACUUUAUAGUGAGGGAAUGAGUUUAUAAUUGGCAACUUCUUAAUCCUUAAAAUUUAUCAGACUAAGGAUUACAUUUUACUUAUAAGGCUUUUUGACUAAUAAUAGAAUAUAAAUAUUGUUAGAUGACUAAAUAUAAGGUGAAAUAAUCAAGACUUCGUCUGAUUAUAAUUUUGAGAAAAUUAGAAAAAUUUAUAGGUAAAGUGUCAUAUGCACAAAUACUUAUGAUUUAAUUCGAAUAGAGGCAAUUCUUCGAACUUACUCUAAUACUCCUAAACUCAUUUUAAAAGGAUCAUAGCUGACUUAAGCAACUUCGACAUGGGGAUUCAGAAAUAUAACAAUUGAUAGUGGCAAUUGUAAAGAAAAUUGUGCAGUAUGUGCUGACUUUUCAACUUGUCAACAAUGUAUCAGUAAUUACGUGUUAUUUUAAAAUGGUUGUGUCAGCGAUUGUCCAGUGCAUUCUGCUAAUUGUGUUGAUUAUGCAGAUAUGAUACCAAGUAAUUUUAAUAAUUUAUUUUUAGACUCUCGAUACUUAGCAAAAGGAUUUUAUAAUUUUAAUAUGACUACUUCAGAUAUAAACAAAUUCUUCGAUGAAAUUAUUCCAACUGGUAAUAAUUUCUUAACACAAUAAAAAUUUUCAAUAUUUCCAACUAAAUUUGUUUUAGGAGGUGUAAUGGUAUGGAAUAAUGCAAUAUAUAAAAAAUCAUGGAGUAUAUCCAAACCACACUAUGCUGUUACAAUAAGAUUUAACGUAACAUAUGGAGAUGAAUAUAAUGGAAAUUUUUAUUAUACCAUUUAAGGAGUAAAAUCUGUUGCUCAUCCGAAACCAUCAUCAGGUGGUUAAAACUUUAUUGGUAAGAAUUUAAAUGAAAUUACAAAAUAUUUUGAAAUUUUCCAGAGCCCAUUCACAUCUUCUCCAUUAAAUAUUGAGUUUUAAUGUACAGAUACAACUGCAGAUCCAAAAGAUCAAUUUUGUGCAAUUUCUGACUACUUUAUUGUUGUACAUUAUGUAAAUAUUUUGAUUUAUUUUUAAGUGUCUCCCAUUUUGUCAAAUUUGCAAUGAUGGUUUCUCUUGUAUUACUUGGGAAUCUGGGUACACAAGUGAGAAUUGCUAUACAAAUUAAUUUUUAUAAUUUGAUACUAAUUCAGAAACUUAUAGUUGUAUUACAUGUAAUUAACCUGGAUGUUUAACUUGCAAAAAUUUGGAAGAAUGCACUUCAUGUGAUCCUUCAAGUUAAUAUAAUACUUUAAUAAAUGGUGUCUGCUUAUUAUCUAAUACUUCUCCUUCUCCAAGUUCAUCAGUGCAAUGCCAUUAAACUUGCGAAACAUGUAUAGGAGCUUUGAUAACUAAUUGUUAAACAUGCGUUACUGAUUUUCAUAGGAUUUUAUCCAACAAUUAAUGUUUAUGUUAACUUGGGUUCUAUGAUGACGGAAUUAAUGUAAUUUGUCUUCCUAUUUGUGGUGAUUUGAUAAUUGUUGAAGGAGAAGAUUGUGACGAUGGUAAUUAUAAUCCUUAUGAUGGAUGUAAUAAUUGUAAAUUUGAUUGUGAUGAUAUUUGUAAAGAAUGUUUUUGGGGAAUUUGUUUUGAUUGUCAAUAAGGAUUUUAGAUUAUGGAUAAUUAAUGUGUUCCCAUUUGUGGUGAUAAUAUUUUAGUAAAAACAGAGGAAUGUGAAGAUAGUAAUUAUAUUCCAAAUGACGGAUGCUAUAAUUGUAAAUUUUCAUGUCCAGAUCAUUGCAUUGAUUGCUAAUUUAAUGAAUGCAUCAAAUGCGAUGAAUUAAAUGGAUGGUAUCUUGAAAAUAACACUUGCUAGCCAAUUUGUGGUGAUGGGAUAAUUGCUUCUAAUGAAUCUUGUGAUGAAGUAAAUAUAAUAUUUUAAUCUGGAUGUUAAAAUUGUUAAUUAAAAUGCCAGAAUGAAUGUUUAAGUUGUAUAUUAGGAUAAUGUUAUGCAUGCAAAGAAAUUGGAUGGGAGAUUGACUAAGUUUCUAGUGAGUGCAAGCCUUUUUGUGGGGAUGGUAUUAUUGUAGGAAAUGAAUAAUGUGAUGAUGGUAAUGAUAUCGACUAAGAUGGUUGCUUUGAAUGCUAAUUUGAAUGUUAAGUUGGAUGUACAGAUUGUUUAAAUGGAGUUUGUUUAGAAUGUGAUACAUAUGGUUGGUAAUUAAAUGAAAAUUAAUGCAUACCUUUAUGUGGGGAUGGUAUUAUUGUAGGAAAUGAAUAAUGCGAUGAUGGAAAUUUAAUUUAAUUUGAUGGUUGCUAUGAAUGCUAAUUUGAAUGUUAAGUUGGAUGUACAGAUUGUUUAAAUGGAGUUUGUUUAGAAUGUGAUACAUAGGGUUGGGAAUUAUAUGAAAAUUAAUGCAUAUCAUUCUGUGGAGACGGGAUUGUUGCAGGAGACGAAAAGUGUGAUGAUGGAAAUUUAAUUGAAUUUGAUGGUUGCUUCGAAUGCUAAUUUGAAUGUUAAGUUGAAUGUACAGAUUUUUAAUAAGGAGUAUGCUAUGCCUGUGAAAUUUAAGGCUGGUCUUUAACUGAACAUCGUUGUCAUCCUGUUUGUGGAGAUGGAUUUAUUAUUGAGGGUUUAGAAGAAUGCAAUGACGGAAACGAUGUAGAAAAUGAUGGAUGUUAUUAAUGCUAGGUUUAAUGUUCAGAUGGUUGUGUUGAAUGUUAAAAAGAUAAGUGUCAGAGAUGCUAAGAUAAUUUGUAUGUAUUGGAUAUUUAAACAGAAAAAUGCAUUCAAAAAUAAAUCAAUGAUGAUGAUCAUGAUAUAGAUUUGAAUAAAAUGUUGUUGGUUUAAUUAUCUAAUUUUAGAUGUGGAGAAAAUUACUUACUUAUUGAUUAUAAAUGUGUUAAUUAAUGUGGAAAUGGAUUAUUAAAUAGUUAAUAUGAAGCAUGUGAUGAUGGUAAUCAUUUUGG